Molecule: messenger RNA, 849 nt
Organism: Pestalotiopsis fici W106-1
Lineage: Eukaryota; Fungi; Ascomycota; Sordariomycetes; Amphisphaeriales; Sporocadaceae
Exons: 1
Coding region: 1-849 (282 amino acids)
Biological process (GO): phosphatidic acid biosynthetic process; triglyceride catabolic process
Cellular component (GO): endoplasmic reticulum; lipid droplet
Molecular function (GO): acylglycerone-phosphate reductase (NADP+) activity; triacylglycerol lipase activity
Source: RefSeq, a predicted model, not a curated record
AUGGCCCCCAUGAAGAAGACGGUUCUCAUCACUGGCUGCUCCGAGGGCGGCAUGGGCGCUGCUCUAGCUGUAGCCUUUGCGGAAGCCGGCCUACACGUCUAUGCCACGGCUAGAAAUCCAUCCAAGAUGGCCAAUUUCUCACACGCUAGCAUCAAUACCUUGACACUGGACGUCUUGUCGUCAGAGUCGAUCGCCGCCUGCGUGAAUAGCAUACCAAGUCUCGACAUUCUGGUAAACAAUGCUGGCGCGAGUUACAGCAUGCCCAUCUCCGAUGUCUCCAUCAAUGAAGCCAAGCAGCUAUUCGACGUCAAUGUAUGGGCACAGCUCGCAGUCACCCAAGCCUUCUUACCACACCUAAUCAAGUCCAAGGGCAUGGUUGUUAACCAGACCUCUGUUGUCGCAGCCGCUGCUGUACCUUUUCAAUCCGCCUACAACGCGUCCAAGGCCGCCAUGUCCAUGUUCUCAGACUGCCUGCGCUUGGAGCUGGAGCCAUUUGGAAUCAAGGUCAUUGACCUCAAGACUGGCGCAGUAACAUCCAACCUGAUCAAGAACCAAAAGGCCCUGACUUCCAUCACCCUGCCCCAAAACUCCAUCUACGAGCCAGCGAGGGACGCUGUAGAGUCUGCCAUGCGCAAUGACAAAAUGGCCGAUGUGGGCACGCCCCCAGGCCAGUGGGCCAAGGAGGUCGUUGGCGACUUGCUGAGGAAGAGCCCGCCACUCGUCAUCUGGAGGGGCGCCAACGCCAAGCUUGGACGCUUUGGGACAAUGAUGCCUCAUGGUAUGAUGGACUCGACCAUCAAGAAGAUGACUGGGCUCGACGUGGUCGAACAAAGGGUACGAAAGUACUAG